CUCUUUCUAAGAGAGAUGGGGUUUUCCUGCUUCGGCCUUGGGCGAUGGAGGCGGAUGAGAAAGUCAAGAGUCCCACUCAAGCUCGGGGGAGCGGGGGGAAGGGCGUGUCUACAAAUUUUAGGCCUCAGGCCUGCAGAUGGGUCGUCCGGGGAGCGAGGCGGCGGGGUCCCUUCGAGGGACCCAUUAGGCAUCCGGGGUGGGCCACCCGGGGCUGGGCAGAGCGCUGUGGCCCCGCCCCUCCACCUCAGCCCCCUCCUCUCCUCGGGAGGGGGCGGGGUUUGUUUACUCCUUGCACGCACCGCCGGCCCUGCCAAUCCGCGGGGAGCGGCGCCUUACGACACUCGGCCCGAGGGCCAAUGGGCGCUGCCCGUGCUGCUCCGCCGCCAAAGCUCGCGCGGGGGAAGCGGGGCCGCGGCUGGGCCGGGUGAGGGCGGACGAAGCUGCUGCGCGCUCGGCUGCAGCCGCCGCCGCAGCUCGGCACGCGGGCGCGCCCUGACCCUUCCUCCCUGGCCAGGCCCGCGGUGCGGACCGUUCGGCGUCCGGGGGCCGCGAACUCCACGGCCUCGACUGGGCAGGCCGCCGAUCUCCCGCCCCUGGCCCGAGUGCGAGUCCGCCGGGACCCGGCCGCCGCCGAGCGCGGGCGCCACGGGAGCGGCGGCGCCGAGGACGCGCCCCGGGCUCGGAAGCACAGCCCUGCGCGGCCGCCUCGUCCUCUGCAGCCGAGCGGCGGUUGGUUUGAGUUCCACAAAUGCAGAACUAAGAGGAUUUAUAGAUCAGAAUCUCAGUCCAACAAAAGGUAACAUUUCAUUUGUUGCAUUUCCAGUUUCCAGCACCAACUCACCAACAAAGAUUUUACCAAAAACCUUAGGACCAAUAAAUGUGAAUGUUGGACCCCAAAUGAUUAUAAGUACACCACAGAGGCUAACCAGUUCAGGAAGUGUUCUGAUUGGGAGUCCAUACACCCCUGCACCAGCAAUGGUUACUCAGACACACAUAGCAGAAGCUGCUGGCUGGGUCCCAGGUGAUAGGAAACGGGCUAGAGAAUUUAUAGACUCUGAUUUUUCAGAAAGUAAAAGAAGCAAAAAAGGAGAUAAAAAUGGAAAAGGCUUGAGACAUUUUUCAAUGAAAGUGUGUGAGAAAGUUCAGCGGAAAGGUACAACGUCAUAUAAUGAAGUAGCUGAUGAGCUGGUAUCGGAGUUCACCAAUUCGAAUAACCAUUUGGCAGCUGAUUCGCAGGCUUAUGACCAGAAGAACAUUAGGCGAAGAGUUUAUGAUGCUUUAAAUGUGCUAAUGGCAAUGAACAUAAUUUCAAAGGAAAAAAAGGAAAUUAAGUGGAUUGGCCUGCCCACGAAUUCUGCUCAGGAAUGUCAAAACCUGGAGAUAGAGAAGCAGAGGCGGAUAGAACGGAUAAAGCAGAAACGGGCCCAGCUGCAAGAACUUCUCCUGCAGCAAAUCGCUUUCAAAAACCUGGUGCAGAGAAAUCGGCAAAAUGAACAGCAGAACCAGGGCCCUCCAGCUCUGAACUCCACCAUUCAGCUGCCAUUUAUAAUCAUCAACACAAGCAGGAAAACAGUCAUAGAUUGCAGCAUCUCCAGUGACAAGUUUGAAUAUCUUUUCAAUUUUGACAACACCUUUGAGAUCCAUGAUGACAUAGAGGUCCUGAAGCGGAUGGGGAUGUCCUUCGGCCUGGAGUCAGGCAAAUGCUCUCUGGAGGAUCUGAAACUGGCUAAGUCACUGGUGCCAAAGGCUUUAGAAGGUUACAUCACAGAUAUCUCCACAGGACCCGCCUGGUUAAAUCAGGGACUACUCUUGAACUCUACCCAGUCAGUUUCAAAUUUAGACCUGACCACUGGUGCCACCUUGUCCCAAUCAAGUGUGAACCAAGGGCUGUGCUUGGAUGCUGAAGUGGCCUUAGCAACGGGGCAGCUCCUUGCCCCAAACAGUCACCAGUCCAGCAGUGCGGCCUCUCACUGCUCUGAGUCGCGAGGUGAGACCCCCUGUUCGUUCAACGACGAAGACGAGGAAGAUGACGAGGAGGAUUCCUCCUCCCCAGAAUAAAGACAGGAGAAAACCCA
Molecule: messenger RNA, 2075 nt
Organism: Equus quagga
Lineage: Eukaryota; Metazoa; Chordata; Mammalia; Perissodactyla; Equidae
Gene: TFDP2
Product: transcription factor Dp-2
Exons: 12
Coding region: 16-2058 (680 amino acids)
Biological process (GO): regulation of cell cycle; regulation of transcription by RNA polymerase II
Cellular component (GO): transcription regulator complex; nucleus
Molecular function (GO): DNA-binding transcription factor activity, RNA polymerase II-specific; RNA polymerase II transcription regulatory region sequence-specific DNA binding
Source: RefSeq, a predicted model, not a curated record